Humulus lupulus (European hop) is the source of this 983-nucleotide messenger RNA. RefSeq names its product glyoxylase I 4. The transcript has 3 exons. The record is from RefSeq and is a predicted model, not a curated record. Lineage: Eukaryota; Viridiplantae; Streptophyta; Magnoliopsida; Rosales; Cannabaceae. The coding region runs from base 227 to 766 and encodes 179 amino acids.
CGAUUGCCGUGAUUAACUCAACAAACCCUAGCUUUCUGCUUCUUCUUCUUCCUCUUAAGUCUUUUUUUUUUUUUUUUAAAAUACAUUUCUCUUUGAUUUUCAUUAUCUUCUCUCAAUACACAUAAAACCCCCAUUUUGUCACAGAAAUUGAGUAACUUAAUCAUUCAUUCCUUUGAUUUUUUUUUUAAUUCAAAUUCUUGGCGGUGUUGAGAGAUUUUCCUGGAAAAUGAAGGACAACGCGCAAAAUCCUCUGCUUUUGAAAUCCUUGAACCACAUCUCUCUUGUGUGUAGAUCACUCGAGGAAUCCAUUGAUUUUUAUCAGAAUAUUCUUGGCUUUGUUCCUAUUAGGAGACCCGGUUCAUUUGAUUUUGAUGGAGCAUGGCUAUUUGGUCAUGGAAUUGGAAUACAUCUUUUGCAGUCUGAGAAUCCGGAGAGCAUGACGAAGAAGAGUGAAAUUAAUCCCAAGGAUAAUCAUAUUUCCUUCCAGUGCGAGAGCAUGGGAGCAGUGGAGAAAAAGCUCACAGAAAUGGGAAUAAAGUACGUGAGAGCGAAGGUAGAAGAAGGUGGAAUCCAUGUGUUCCAAUUAUUCUUUCACGACCCAGAUGGCUUCAUGAUCGAAAUAUGUGACUGUGACAACCUACCGGUCAUCCCAUUGGCAGGCGAGAUGGCUCGGUCGUGCUCCCGUAUCAACCUCCAGAUCUUGGGCCAGCAGACAUUGCAACCACAGCCAGUCGUACAGCUUUGCAGUGCUACCACAAACCACUGAUAUUUAAGACCGUACGUCAACGACUGGUGUUUUCCAUCUGUUAAAUCUGCUGUGCCACUCGUGUUCUGUCACGACUCUAAUUGGUUGAGUCGAGUGAAUAGUAGUAGUAGUACGUAGUGCGGUGUUCUCUGUGUAAUUUUGUUUUGUGUGUGUUUUAUAUGGACUGUAAACUUUUUGUGAUAAUAAGACAAUAAAUAUAGAGUGAUCAUUCCCUUCA